AUGGGUGCAAGUGGUCCUAGGGCUCUGGUAAAGAAUGGAAAGGUGUUUCUCAUCGCCUUGUUCGCCUGUCUUGGAGGAGUGUUGUAUGGUUACAAUCAGGGCAUGUUCAGCGGAAUCUUGGCUAUGCCAUCUUUUGGAGCACAAACUGACGGCUAUGUUGAUAAUGCAACACAAAAGGGAUGGCUAACCGCUAUCCUGGAACUCGGUGCUUGGUUUGGAGCCGUCAUGUCCGGUUUCGUUGCUGAGGCAUUUUCUCGAAAGUAUGGUAUCUUGAUCGCUACAGCAAUCUUCAUCAUCGGCGUUGUGGUGCAGAUCACUGCAAUUUCCGGUGGACAUGAGGAGAUUCUAGCUGGCCGCUUCAUCACUGGUAUCGGAGUUGGUGGUCUCUCUGUUAUCGUUCCCAUGUACAACAGCGAAUGUGCACCUCCUGAGGUUCGCGGUGCUCUUGUAGCACUACAACAACUUGCCAUCACAUUCGGCAUCAUGAUCAGCUUCUGGAUCAACUACGGAACCAAUUACAUCGGGGGCACUACAUUGGAGACUCAGUCCAACGCGGCGUGGCUGGUACCUAUCUGCCUCCAGCUCGUGCCGGCUUUUGUUCUCAUCAUCGGCAUGAUCUGGAUGCCUUUCUCCCCACGUUGGCUGAUGCACCAUGACCGCGAAGAGGAAGCUAGGAACAACCUUGCAUCCCUUCGCAACCUCCCUGUCGACCAUGAGCUUAUCGAGCUGGAGUUCCUUGAAAUCAAGGCUCAGUCCAUGUUCGAGAAGCGUAGUGUUGCUGAGGCCUUUCCCCAUCUUCGAGAGCAGACUGCAUGGAACAUCUUCAAACUUCAGUUUGUUGCCAUUGCCUCCCUUUUCAAGACUAAGGCUAUGUUCAAGAGGGUCAUCGUUGCUACUGUCACCAUGUUCUUCCAACAGUGGACCGGUAUCAAUGCGGUUCUCUACUAUGCGCCGCAAAUUUUCGAGCAGAUCGGUUUGACUGGUACCACCACGUCACUCCUUGCUACCGGAGUUGUUGGAAUAGUCAUGUUCAUCGCCACCAUUCCAGCUGUUUUGUACAUUGACAAACUGGGCCGUAAACCCGUAUUAGCCGUCGGUGCCCUUGGCAUGGCUUUCUCGCACUUCGUUAUCGCCGUUAUCCUCGCCAAGAACAUUGACAACUUUGCAAACCAUCGUGCGGCUGGAUGGGCGGCAGUAGUGAUGGUGUGGCUUUUCGUUAUCCACUUUGGAUAUUCUUGGGGACCUUGUGCUUGGAUCUUGAUCGCUGAAAUCUGGCCUCUGUCCACACGACCAUACGGUACUGCGCUUGGUGGAUCGUCCAACUGGAUGAACAACUUUAUCAUUGGACAGAUUACCCCGGAAUUACUCGAGAAUAUCACAUACGGAACAUACAUUCUCUUUGGAAUGGUUACCACAAUUGGUGCAGCAUUUAUCUGGUUCUUCGUUCCUGAGACGAAGAGAUUGACUCUCGAAGAGAUGGAUACCAUCUUUGGUAGUGAGGGCACUGCGCUCAAGGACCAGGAGAGAAUGGCUGAGAUCAACCAUGAGAUUGGUCUUGCGGCACUGUCGGGUGAUGCCUCUUCUGGGAAUGAAAACGCUGUUGUUGGGAAUGAGAAAGGUAUUGUGUAG
Messenger RNA from Alternaria postmessia, 1629 nucleotides. RefSeq lists its product as uncharacterized. Gene Ontology annotation, molecular function: carbohydrate:proton symporter activity. Gene Ontology annotation, biological process: carbohydrate transport; transmembrane transport. The record is from RefSeq and is a predicted model, not a curated record. NCBI's taxonomy places the organism in Eukaryota, Fungi, Ascomycota, Dothideomycetes, Pleosporales, Pleosporaceae. Bases 1 to 1629 code for a protein of 542 amino acids. Gene Ontology annotation, cellular component: membrane. The transcript is spliced from 6 exons.